This is a messenger RNA of Lactuca sativa (garden lettuce), 1259 nucleotides long. RefSeq names its product purple acid phosphatase 8. Gene Ontology annotation, molecular function: acid phosphatase activity. The record is from RefSeq and is a predicted model, not a curated record. Lineage: Eukaryota; Viridiplantae; Streptophyta; Magnoliopsida; Asterales; Asteraceae.
UUUCCCCUUCAUCACAACACCACCACCACCAUAUAAAAUCGGAAACCCCCCUCUCCAAUAAUUCUUCCCAUCACAAUCACGCAAACUUGGAAACUGAACAUGGCUUUAAACAACAAGACCACCACCAUUCUUCUGGUGGUUUACACCGUGGUUGCCACCGUCAACGUGGUGGCAGAGCUUCAAAGAUUUGAUCACCGGCCAACAAAAGCAGAUGGGUCUCUCGACAUUUUGGUGGUUGGUGAUUGGGGAAGGAGAGGACUAUACAAUCAAUCCGACGUCGCUUUUCAGAUGGGGAAAAUGGGAGAGAAAAUGAAUGUGGACUUCAUCGUAUCAACCGGUGACAACUUUUACGAUGAUGGAUUAACAGACGAUAACGAUCCUUUGUUUGUUGAGUCAUUUACUAAAAUAUAUACAGCAAAGAGCUUACAAAAACAAUGGUAUUCAGUGUUGGGGAAUCAUGACUAUAGGGGCAAUGUCUUUGCACAAUUGAGCCCUGCCCUUAAACAAAGGGAUAGCAAAUGGCUUUGUCUUAGGUCCUUUAUUGUCAAUUCAGGAAUUGUGGAAUUUUUCUUCGUGGAUACAACACCAUUUCAAGAUAAAUAUUUUACAGAAGAAGAUCAUGAUUAUGAUUGGAGAGGUAUUCUUCCUCGUGAAGAAUAUCUAUCAAAUGUUUUAAAGGAGGUUGAAAUGGCACUCGAAGAAUCAAGUGCCACGUGGAAAAUUGUGAUUGGCCAUCAUACAAUUUUCAGUGCUGGUCAUCAUGGAAACACCCAAGAACUCGUGGAUCAACUUUUGCCCAUCCUUGAGGAAAAGGAAGUAGAUCUUUACAUAAACGGGCAUGAUCAUUGCUUACAACAAAUUAGUAGUCCAAACAGUCAACUUCAAUUUCUAACAAGUGGAGGUGGGUCAAAGGCAUGGCGAGGUGAUAUCAACCAAUGGAACCCUAACGAGUUGAAGUUCUAUUAUGAUGGUCAGGGUUUUAUGACACUACGAAUUACUGAAGAUGAAAUCGAUGUCGCUUUCUAUGAUGUGUUUGGUGAAAUCCUACACGAGUGGAGUACCUCUAAGUACACACUCAAGGAUUCGUAAAAUAGCGAGAUGUGAGAUUAUGUACACAUGUACAACAAUAGUAAUCUAGUGUAUGAUCAAAUGACCAAGCUAGUAAUUGAUGCUUUAUGUAUGCAAUUAUUUAAUGUGUAUGUAAGGUCACAUGUCUUUGUCUUCUAUAAUAAGUAUAAUGGAUCUGAUGCAUUAUGUUA